This is a messenger RNA of Clonostachys rhizophaga, 3366 nucleotides long. The record is from the annotation of a GenBank genome assembly. Lineage: Eukaryota; Fungi; Ascomycota; Sordariomycetes; Hypocreales; Bionectriaceae.
AUGUCUCUAAGCAUCCGAGGGUAUAACGCCCCCCGGGCUCAGUCCCAGAACAACACAAACACAGCCAUGAACGGCGACAACCGACGUCGGACGACGACGACCACAACAACCACCACCACCAGCACACACUCCAGUCCCACCCGCCAACCACAAAACAGCGGCCUCAUGAAUGCCAUCAACGGAUAUCACACAAACUCGAAUGCCAACAACCAGAUGGUGCCCCAUGGACGCAGCUCCGACACCGAUCUGAGCUCGGUCUCUUCAGUGUUCACCUAUGGUCCUCGCUCCUCAUCUUCUCGCCGAGGAGAGCCAGCCGGGAACAAGGUCCGCUUCAAGCCUCCCACUCUCCAGGUCAGGCCUCGCCAAGAUGAUCCCCCCAUGAGGCACGCCGACCCGGAGCCUUUCACUCCACGCGGGCCCUACACAUCUGAAUCAGACAACGAGUCUUCCUGGAGCUCGUCCAACGUGUCCAGCAGCACCAAUGCCACCAGCGUCUUCUCAUCAUCUGACGAUGGCGCCCCCCCUCCUAGCAAGAAGCGCACCAGCGCGGUUGUCGACUCAAGGCAGUCGAGGCAGAGUAGCAGCACUUCCACAUCUUCCCGUCGCCAGAGUGUCAGUAGGGAACGACCUGGCCGACGGUCCGAGAACAGCCACAGCGAGUCCCAGGUCCAGGUUCAAACGCAAAACUCGAACCAGGGCACUCGCAACAUCCACAUUCACAUUGAGCCCAAGGUGCAAUCUCCGCCAAUUGCCCCUCAAGUACCUCUGGUCACUCACCAAGCUGCACCUGCACCAGCUCCUCCCCUCAUCACCCAGCGGGUUCCAGAGGCUCUCACCUACCACCAGCCAGCUCCCAUCCAGCAACAGCCUGCUGUCCACCAGCAGCACGUGGUGCCCUACCAGGAGCCAGCAGACAAUGUCUGGGAGCUGGAGAGCCUGCGCAAGGAGCUGAAUCUCCUCAAGGAGAAGCAGUCCUCCUCUGACCGGGACCUCCAGGACCUGCGGCAGAAGACGGUCAGCCUCGAAAAAGACAACGCCAACCUCCAGAAGGAUAACUCCAACCUCCAAAAGGACAACACCAAUCUCCAGAAGGACAAGGAUGACCUCCGCUCCGAGCGCAACAGGCUCCAGCAGUCCAAGGACAAGCUGACGAGCGACCUGGACAACCGGGCCCGCCAGCUCGACAAGGUCCAGACCAAGGCCGAGGAGCAGAAGAAGGCUUUCGAGAAGAUUGAGAAGGAGCGCGACUCGAGGCUGGAGAAGACCAAGAAGGAGCACGCCGAGGCGCUCAAGAAGGCGCAAAAGGACUGGGACACCACCCAGGAGAAGCUCCGCAAGGACUACGACGCCGCCCUCCGGACCAUCAAGAAAGAGCGCGAUGACCUCGCCGGAUCGGAGAGGUCCAUGGAGAGCAAGCUCAAGGAGACCGAGGCCAACCUGUACAAGUACAAGGAGCUGAGCGACAUCAUGAGCAACAAGUGCAACGUGCUCGAGAAGGAGAGCAAGCAGCAGGUGACCUUCCACAAGGAGAUUGACGCCAAGACGAUCAAUCUCGAGCGCGAGCUCAGCGAUGUUAAGGCCAUCAGGAAGGCGCAGGAGACUUCCUACGUUGCGCAGAUCGCAACGCUCGAAAUGUCUCUUGAUGCCGUGAACCUCCGCGUCAAGGGUCUCGAGGGCGACUUGCUCAAGAACGCCACCGAGCUGGGCGAGCUCACCGCCAAGCGUGACGGUCUCAAGAGCGACAUCCGCGCCAAGGUUGAUCCUCUUGAGAAGCAGGUCAAGAGCCUGGAGAACCAGAUCAGGACCAUGGAGAAGGAGGUCAAGGGUCUGGAGAGCCGAGCUGACAAACUUGAGAAAGAGAAGGAGGAGCUGCUGAAGCAGGUGGAUAGUCUCAAGGCUGAGAAACAGGCUCUUGACGACAAGGUCAAGGAGCUCCAGACAGCCCUUGAUGAUCACAAGAAGCAGCUGGAGGCCAAUGAGGCCGAGCACAAGAAGCUGCUAGAGGCCAAGGAGGGCGACUUGACUAAACUUAAUGGCGAGAACGCCGAGCUCAAGUCUCAGAUCGAAAGGCUCCAGAAGGAGAAAGACACCGCCGAGAUCAAGGCCGGGGAGGUUGAGGUCAAGUACCGCAAGCUCAAGAACAAGGCCGAGCUCAUGAGCACUGAGGGCAAGAGCCUUCGCGUUCAGGUCCAGGAUCUCCUCAAGGAGCAGGACGAUACUUCAUCCCGUGUCCUGCGCCUCUCGGCGGAGUGUGACGGCCUUCGAGAGGAGAAUGAGUCCCUCCGUGCCUCAUCCGAUGCAGCAUCUAGCAUCUUCAGCCUCCCCCAGAGCAAUGCCCCCUCCAUCACGAGCGACACCGCGUCCACCGUGAGCAGAGACGACGAUGCCGCCACCAUCAUCUCUGAAAUGACCGAGAAGGCGCCCGAGACCGUCACGGCCGAAGUCGUACCCGAGCCCGUAACGGUUGAAGACGUGCCAGAAGACGUACCCGAGCCUGCCCCUGAGCCCGCCCCUGAGCCAGCAGAGGAACCAGCACCAGAACCGGCACCCGAGCCUGCACCAGAACCAGCAGCAGAGCCAGCCCCAGCCCCGGAGCCAGCCCCAGCUGAAGCCGAAACACCAAAGGAGAGCGGCGUCGCUCCCGCCGCCGAGGUAAACGCAGACCCAGCCCCCGAGCAGCCUGCCGAGGCGCCUCCGCCAGCAGAAGAGCCAAAGACUGAGGACGGACCAAAUGCUGACCCGGAGCCAGCAACCGCAGCCACAGCCCCAGCCCCAGAAGCCGCCGCCCCAGAAGAAGGCGGACAAGGAGAAGAAAAAGCCCAAGAGCAAGAGCCCGCCCCCGAAGAAGAAAAAGCAGAGCAAGUAGUCGACCCCAACGUGGUCCUCGUCGUGACCCUCCAGGAGCGCAACACGGAGCUCCUGACGCGCAACACCGAACUCCAGGAAAAGGCGGCCGCGGUCGACGCCCUGACGAGCGAGCGAGACAACCUGUGCACGAAGCUGGCCGAGGCGGAGAAGGAGGCCGAGGCGGUACCCAACCUGCGAGUCGAGAACGGCACGCUCGCCGCCAAGCUGGAGGAGGUUAAGGGCCAGCUGGAGACUGAGAAGCAGGCGCACCAGGCUGCCAGCAACCAAGUCUCGGCCCUGAAGAAGAAGGUGACCGAUCUGACUGCCCAGCUUGGCUCCAAGGAAAGUACCGGGACUAGGGGUCGGACCAAGAGUGACCGUAAAUCUAAGCGUGACAACGAGAUUGUGAUUGUGCGCUGCCCCCGAGAAGGCUCACGCGGGAUCUCUAUUGUACGACGAAAGAACCUUCACCACGUCCGUUCAUCAUCCCAGUCUGAGGGCUCUGGUGCGGACAACUGA